Molecule: messenger RNA, 543 nt
Organism: Morus notabilis
Lineage: Eukaryota; Viridiplantae; Streptophyta; Magnoliopsida; Rosales; Moraceae
Product: dirigent protein 11
Exons: 1
Coding region: 1-543 (180 amino acids)
Source: RefSeq, a predicted model, not a curated record
AUGGCCAAUCCUUUGAGUCCAACCUCAAACUUCUUUUUCUUCCUCUUUGCCAUAACUCUCAUUUACAUUGCCUACACCAUCCCAAACCUCCAACCAAAACAAACCAACCUGGUCUUCUACGUGCAUGACUACUUCACCGGCCGCGACACGUCGGCAGCCACCGUGGCGGGCAAAAGCGGGCCCACCUCGAGUGUCCUCCACUUCGGCACCCUCGUGGCGGUCGACGACAAAGUGACUGUGGGGCCCGGCGUUGAGUCGAAGGAGAUAGGGAGGGCACAAGGGAUGUACAUAAACUCUGCCCUUGAUGGGAAGGGCUUACACAUGGUGUUCUCUGUGGUUUUCACUGGUGGAGAGUUCAAAGGAAGCAGUUUGGAGAUACAAGGAGCUGAUUUGUUCGCAAAGAAGGAACGUGAGUUUGGGGUUGUUUCUGGGACUGGUUAUUUCAGGUUUGUCAAAGGCUAUGGGGUUAUGGAGACUGAGUAUAUGGAUUUGGCUAAUCUUAGAGCUGUUAUUAAGCACAAUAUCACUGUCAAACAUUACUAA